GAACGUAAGGUGGACAGGGAGGUGCUGAAGAGGUUUCUGCGAUAUAGGCUUUGCCUCGAGGAGGCCGAGGUCAGAUUCUGAAGAGAUCUCGACGACUGAAGACAUCAUUGGUUGAAUACUUGUGGAAGGUCUCAAAGUCUCUUUAAAAUGGCAGGGUUCCUGGACAAUUUUUGCUGGCCGGAAUUUGAAUGUAUUGAUUGGGGAGAAAGCAGAAAUACCAUUGCAUCUAUAGUUGCUGGAGUGUUGUUCUUCACAGGUUGGUGGAUAAUCAUAGUUGCUGCAGUUGUUUACCCAACCAAUAAAGACAUGAACCAUGCUUUUCACACAUGUGGUGUUAUGUCAACUAUAGCUUUCUUCAUGAUUAAUGCUAUGUCUAAUGGGCAGGUCCAAGGUGAUGGAUACAGUGAAGGCUGUUUGGGAAGGACAGGUGCAAGAAUCUGGCUUUUCAUUGGCUUCAAGCUAAUGUUUGGAUCUCUCAUAGCUUCCAUGUGGAUCCUAUUUGGGACAUACGUUGUACCAAAGGCUAACGUUUAUCCAGGCCUGGCUGUUCUCCUUCAGAAUGCACUAAUAUUUUUUAGCAGCCUGAUCUAUAAAUUUGGGAGAACAGAGGAGCUUUGCGCAUAAAAGCUGUUCCAUUUCAGCACUGAGAUGACUCAGGAUGUUCUGCACUUAAACAGAACCUACAAAUACCCAUUGCUUUGUACUUUUUGGCCAAACAGUAAUUUAAAUAGUUUUAGUAAUAUCUACAAAACAAUUCUUGGAAAAACUCAUUGCAUUUUACCAACAUCUAAGCUUAGAAAUUCACACCCUU
Mobula hypostoma (lesser devil ray) is the source of this 811-nucleotide messenger RNA. Its product is annotated as transmembrane protein 50B-like. NCBI's taxonomy places the organism in Eukaryota, Metazoa, Chordata, Chondrichthyes, Myliobatiformes, Myliobatidae. The coding region runs from base 148 to 624 and encodes 158 amino acids. The record is from RefSeq and is a predicted model, not a curated record. Gene Ontology annotation, biological process: late endosome to vacuole transport via multivesicular body sorting pathway; protein targeting to vacuole. The transcript has a single exon.